CUCUCAUUCACUGUCUGAGACAUCAGCAAGCAGCAGGACAGCCCCUUAGUGUGAUGCUGGUGGAGACAUGAAGCAUCUGCAGCUCCUCUUCUUGUGUGGUUACUGCUUCUCAAUGACCGGCAGCAUCAGAGCCAAUGGAUAUUCCUGUGUGAGUGCCUACUGGGACACAGUUACAUGUGUUGUGAACAUCACUGGUGAUCUCGUGGGCCGGUCCAACACCAGCUACAGACUGGACUUCAUUGGCUUCAGUGACACCACUCCCUGUCCCCUUGUGCUGAUGAAUGACAGCUACAACUGCGUCUGCAAAGUCAAGAGAGACUAUUUCAUGGACAUUGAUGUAUAUCGCAUAGACCUUUGUAAUGAAUCCGACUGCGAUACAUUGGAGGAUUAUUUUAUGCCAUCAUUGAACAUUCAGCUGACGCCCCCACAUGAUAUUGAGGUUGACCCAAGUCCAGAGAAUUUCAACGUCACCUGGAGAAGUGGGUACGAAGACCAUGACAAACUUCGCGAUGUGCUCGAAUACGACGUCUCACUUCAAAGGUCCCAAAGCACUGACAACAAAAUUCUCAGCCCCGGGUCACAGAAAUUUGUUCUAAUUCCAAGAGCGGCACUCGAACCCGAUGCUACAUACUGCUUUAAAGUCAGAUCUAAACCCUAUAUCAAAGAUUAUGAAGCAAUUUGGAGUCAGUGGAGCCAAUCGACAUGCAUCAAAAAUAAAGCAGGAGAAGAACAAGAUAAUAUAUUAGUCACUUUGAUGAAAUGGCUGGUCCCUGUGUGUGUGGCUGCCGGCAUCCUGCUGUUUGCCUUCAGCAGUCCUGCUGCAAGAAUGAAGAUAAAAACUCUGUCCCACACUCCAUCACCAGCUCCUUUUUUCAGACCUCUGUAUCAACAUCAUGAAGGCAAUCUCCAGGAAUGGUUUUCACCUAAAGGCAAAUUUCUUCUCACGUACAAACCUGAGGAGAUCUUGACAUCCAAUGCUGUAACUGUUGUUUCGAAACCUGUUAAAAAGGACCCAGAGGAGAACCAGGACCUCCAUAACCCUUUGGUAAUGCAACUGUUUCUCACCCAGUGCCAAACCUCCUACGUUGGCUUACCCGCGAUACAUGAGGCCUCACCGCCUGCAACUAUGGUCUGUCCAGGGGAAACGUCUUACACACAGCUGCCCUGUUCUGUCUGGGGAGUCAAUGUCAACAUCAGCCAUGCAGACUCUGGCUGCAGCAUAGAGGACAUGACCAAGAGCGCAGACAGCAGUUUACCAGACAGUCCCGUUGAUGAUGUUCCCCCACCAUGUUUCUGCACUGAUUACUGCAUCCUCAACAAAACUGCAGGUGGUUUUGCUCCUGUUUUAGUUUCCAAAGGAAGCCGCCUAAAUGCUUCAUCAGAUUCCCUGCAAGACGAUGAGAGAUCAAAUAUUACAUAGAGUAAGUGUAAUUCAUCUGCGCUGCCAUCUUGAUAUCUGGUAAUGCAGCAACCUUAAAGAGGACAUAUUAUGCCCCUUUUCCACCUUUUCAAACAGUCCCCUAUGGUCUAAAUGAAACUUCUGUG
Molecule: messenger RNA, 1545 nt
Organism: Labrus bergylta (ballan wrasse)
Lineage: Eukaryota; Metazoa; Chordata; Actinopteri; Labriformes; Labridae
Biological process (GO): cytokine-mediated signaling pathway; production of molecular mediator involved in inflammatory response
Cellular component (GO): membrane; external side of plasma membrane
Molecular function (GO): protein binding; cytokine receptor activity
Source: RefSeq, a predicted model, not a curated record